Penicillium hordei is the source of this 237-nucleotide messenger RNA. RefSeq lists its product as uncharacterized. The transcript is spliced from 2 exons. The record is from RefSeq and is a predicted model, not a curated record. Lineage: Eukaryota; Fungi; Ascomycota; Eurotiomycetes; Eurotiales; Aspergillaceae. The coding region runs from base 1 to 237 and encodes 78 amino acids.
AUGAACUACUCCAAGCCACCCGUGGCUGUGUUUGCGGGGGCCUUGUACGGCGACGAGGAAAUUGAUGAAAUGCGCCAAGCAUGUCAAGGAAUCAGUUCUAUCCCUUGGUUAAAGAUGGAUAUGAGUGUGCCUAAGCCGCCUCUCGGGCCAGGUUAUGCGGAGCAUGUCGUACAGAGAAUCAAGGAAUGUAUGAAGAAGAUUGAAACUGAGGGGAAGUUGGAACAAGAUGUAAGGUAG